UUUUAGUUAAUCAAAAAUCAAUCAAGUGCAUUAUCUAUUUGAUGGCAGUUGUUGCAGUUGCGGUUGCAUCUGCUGCGCAUUUCAAUUCAUACGACUCUAUGGCAAUACAAACGCUCACUGUGCCGCCAGCCACAGUUCACACACAGAGCUGAAUUCUUGCCAAUUGUGUAAAUAAACUUAAAUUAAACCAAAACAAAAAACCAACGAUAGUAUUUUAUACAUUAAAUCUACACACACACAAUGCGCAGCCAAAGCCAAAGAAGUCACAUGUUGCUGCCACUCUCCAUGUGCCUGCUGCUAGUGCUUGGACUCGAGCGUCAACUGAUUGUAGCACGCACCACACGUGAUCGCUGCCAGGCCACGCCCAGCCACAGCGGCCUAUGUACGCCCAGUACAAUGGGCAUUUAUUUUGAUGAGGAGACACAGCGUUGUCACUUUGUGGGCUGCAGUAGUAAGCGAUUGUUUAAUUCACUGGAGGAUUGUGACAAGAUUUGCAAUAAUGCGCGACAUACGAAGAUACGCAAUCGUUCGCAGAAUAGCAAAACCAACGAAACAACAAAUUAAAUAUAUAGAACUUAAGCCUGUAGUUUGUAAUUAAUGAACUUAAACUAAGCACAACAACAACAAAUGAAUUGA
Molecule: messenger RNA, 636 nt
Organism: Drosophila busckii
Lineage: Eukaryota; Metazoa; Arthropoda; Insecta; Diptera; Drosophilidae
Exons: 2
Coding region: 241-564 (107 amino acids)
Molecular function (GO): serine-type endopeptidase inhibitor activity
Source: RefSeq, a predicted model, not a curated record